Molecule: messenger RNA, 792 nt
Organism: Penicillium manginii
Lineage: Eukaryota; Fungi; Ascomycota; Eurotiomycetes; Eurotiales; Aspergillaceae
Product: fungal Zn binuclear cluster domain-containing protein
Exons: 1
Coding region: 1-792 (263 amino acids)
Source: RefSeq, a predicted model, not a curated record
AUGGCACCAAAUGUGGCACCUCAUACUACGGCGUCGGGAUAUCUCCUAACUCAGCGACAGUCGCACUUAGGGACUCGCUCUAUGGCCCCGGCAGUAUUCGAUCGCAUAUGCAUCGAGUCAUUUAUUUAUCAUGCGUCUAUCAUGAUGCUCUUUGAACCAUCUCUUGAUGCCCUUUCAUCUAUACGGCAAGAACUGGAUAUACCCAGAUAUUUCUCUUAUGUGGAAAAGAGCGAGAUAUCGCUUCCCGUCCAACCAAUUCUCCAAACGUCCUAUGACUUCUUCCUGUCGAUCGCUGAUGCUACAAAGCUCGCUCGCAUAUCCAGAUCUUUGGUCGAUGCGGAAAUAACGCUGUGGUGCAAUACUUGGCUAAGACUAAUUCAGUGGGAUCAGGUUGAUCAUACAGAUGACGCCUCACUAAAGCUAUACUUCACUGCCCUUCAAAUACUGCUGCUGAAAACGGCUCCUGAUUUGUUGAACGAAGAAAAGACGCUUCAGAUAUCUGAGUGUCUUCAGGAUGGGCUGCAAAUUAUCGUUUCGUUAGAGCCUGAACAAUAUGCGUCUAGCUAUCUCUUGUGGCCGCUAGCAAUUCUUGGUUCUAUCAGUGUAUCUGAAAGGGAACGGAAUGCGGCAAGAGACUACAUUCACAUGUUGAUUCAGUCUAAAAGAGGAGGUCAAGCAGUAUGGGUGCAGAAGCGCUUGGACAGGGUUUGGAACCUGACAAAUUUUUCUGCAAAUUGCCCAUCCUCGGGAAUGAGACUUCGAGGGCUGCAACUAUUGCUUGAUGCGACAUAA